Molecule: messenger RNA, 2523 nt
Organism: Sclerotinia borealis F-4128
Lineage: Eukaryota; Fungi; Ascomycota; Leotiomycetes; Helotiales; Sclerotiniaceae
Source: the annotation of a GenBank genome assembly
AUGCAAAGAAACGUAUCCAGAGAUGCGUACACUGCUAUACAGACAGAUGCCCACACACCUCCCCGAUCCAAUGAGAUAUCAGGAUUCAAUGUAAGCACUCAAUGGGUCAAUGGCAAGGGUUGGGGUAUGAAAUUUGUCGGGUCCAGCCAUAUCUCUUCAUUUCCUCGUAUUCUCUUACACAAUCACAACAAACGGUCCCCCCAAGAAAUGUCGAAUAUUGGCACUGAAGAACUAUUGAAGCGACUCGACGAUCAACAUCAAGCUUACCUCGAGACAUUUAAGCUGGUUCAUGAUGCUUUAAGUAACAGUUUCACAAAUAAGAGUACAACUGUCAGUGCACCACAAAACACUGGUUCGAUCCGAACAUUUACAAAACCACGAAGAAGAUCUACGAAAGACGAAGGUGAUAUCCCAGCAAUACGUCCCUCGACACUUCACAGCUCUGUCUUGUCGGGAGACAGUGAUGAUAGCGAUGAUGAUGGUGAGCUAUAUGUUCAAACGCCGCUCAAGUCAUUUCAAUAUGGCGCAGAACAAUUACGACAGCAUUUCAGAACUUACAAUUUCACGGACGCUGGACAUGUAAUACUACAAACCGUGAUCACAAAGAAUGGACGACUUCUAGAUCCUGUCCUAUUUCCGGAAUAUCAUAGAGCUGAUCGAUCUCAUAACUCCCAUUAUUCGGUGUUUGAUGUGGGAAAGGAUGGAGCUCCUCUGUCGAGACGAGAUGUUGUUAAACCAGGUACCACCAAGAUCGAUUCUGCUAUAUGGCAAGCGGUUAAGGAUUUGAAUAGCGACCCCGAAUCACAUCGACAAGCUGUUGGCCGGAUCACAAUUGUUCGAGAGCCAUCUCCUGUUAUAUUUGGAGCCUUGCAUCUUACCUUGAAUGAGACUUUCGACAUGGAUGAAUUAUUCAAUCAUCUAACCUCUGACGAAGUAACAUCUACCAACAUCAUGCGGCGACCGUUCUCGGCCGAUAGCCGCCAACAGAAGUCCUUUGUUUUUAACUUCGAAUACUGGACAAUCGUGGGAGAAGAGUGUCAGCCAAUGCCUUGGCAGCUGGCUGAUAAAACUCCGAGUACUUCAAAAGAUCAUAUUCCCAUAUCAAGAUGCAAUUCCGUGGUGGCUCUCUCGUUAUCCGGUGAUCCGGUCCGGAAAUUGAGGAACCCUGCUAGGCGUGCUAGGACAGACUACGGGUAUGUUUAUGAUCCAUGGGCAGCAUGGCAUGUUCUCAAUAUACAAUGUUACCCUGACCAUCGCCAUACCAUGGAUGUUCACGAUUCCACAAAGCAUUACGUCAACGGACCUGAAGCAUUCCUUCAUACUCUUCUUUCAGAGUUCAAGGAUGCAGAAAAGAGAUUCGAGGCAAUAUAUAUGAAGAUUAGCAAGCUUGUGUCACCACCCGCCAACUUCAUGUUCGAUGGCGAAAUCAGAGAUAAAUUGCUAUUCGAAGAUGAAGAAUUUACUUACUCCCGCCGCUAUUUCUGGGCCUAUCAAACCCUCGGCCUCUUGAAAAAUGGACUAAAGGCCAUAAUGGAUAGCUACGAAGACACAUUUACGGAAGAUGUUUGGGAGGGAAAUCAUAAAACGCUGUGGCCCAUGUUAGAUCCGGACUCUCAUCGAAAUAAAUACUGGCAAAAACGAAUGCAAAAACUAAAACUAGAUUUCGAUAAACAGAUGGUCAAUCUAUACAAACUUUACGAAGAAACCGACCAGAAGAUGAAGGAAAUCAGAACAUUGAGGGAUCAACUUUUCUCGGGUACCAGUGUUUUGGAAAGUAGGAAGAGCGUGGAGAUGGCGGCAGUGACAAUAUUACAGGGUCACAAUAUCAAACUCCUGACUAUGGUUUCGAUAUUCUUCCUUCCCCUCACGUUUGUGACCUCUGUUUACGGUAUGACGAACAUGACGACUGAUCAGGACCUUACUCCUUUUGGUAUAACAUUGGCAACUAUUUGCGUCCCAUUCUUCGUUUUGGUUGGGGCGUUGAAUACGACAAGUGGGAUGCAGUUUUGGAGAGUCAGGUGGUAUAGAUUUCUGGGGCGAUUUGGGCAACAGGGUAUUCACUCUUCGUCUUCAUCCUCAUCGAUCAACAAGAUUUCAUCAUUAGUUGGAGAUUCCGCACAACCUAACCCUAGUACAAGCGGAAACCCAAUAACAAUUGCCAACGAUAGACCAAAGUCUCUUCCACACUCAUAUUCAAUCUCCACCGCCCAAUCACUUGCAGCCCGCAAAGAACUUGCCUCUGACCCGGGUCGACCCUCCCCACCAAAGUCUCCCUUCUCGCCAUCAACCACACCCUUAUCACUGACCAUGAAACCAAUCCUAGAGCAUCCCGUCACGAUACCCAUAAAAUCGCACACACCUCCAUCAAGACCAAAAUAUACCUCAAUCUCUUCAAUCGAUACCAUUACAGCUAAGACAGGUCCGAGGCCUAGCUUGACGAGGAGUGCGAGCUGGUGGGAGACGGCGCUUAAGAAGGGAAAAAGGACGAUUGGCGACAAGACGGAAGGCUUCGGAGGAGUAUAA